This is a messenger RNA of Pyricularia oryzae 70-15, 417 nucleotides long. RefSeq lists its product as uncharacterized. The transcript has 3 exons. The record is from RefSeq and is a predicted model, not a curated record. Lineage: Eukaryota; Fungi; Ascomycota; Sordariomycetes; Magnaporthales; Pyriculariaceae. Bases 1 to 417 code for a protein of 138 amino acids.
AUGCUAUUCAGCGAAUCCACCAUCGCUGUCUUGCUGGCCAUGUUUGCGCAUCUCUCCUUGGCCGUGGCUGAAAUUGCCGAAGCUAGCGUCAAAGUAACGGGCGGCGGCAGCCGCGGAUUCAGCGGCGGCAAGCAGGAUUUCGACCCUAGGGGUCUCUUUUGUAAUGUUGACAGCGCGAAUAGCGAUACUGCCGAGCAUCCGUCGCAAAGUAUCCAGACUGCGCCGAUCCAGGGUGCUCAUUCUGCCGGUGCGCCCAUGUCUUGUUCGGCAGGCAAGUCGGACAGAAUCCCGACUUACAUAUCUUUGUGCCAGCCACUGCGGUGCCAACGGCUGUCAUCCAAACUGUGGGAAUUGCAUGCCGUCCAAGAGGGGUUUGAGCGAUGCGAAGGCUCGGAGUUUGGAGGCGGAGCCGUUUGA